This is a messenger RNA of Tetranychus urticae (two-spotted spider mite), 2917 nucleotides long. Its product is annotated as dual serine/threonine and tyrosine protein kinase. Gene Ontology annotation, molecular function: ATP binding; protein kinase activity. NCBI's taxonomy places the organism in Eukaryota, Metazoa, Arthropoda, Arachnida, Trombidiformes, Tetranychidae. Gene Ontology annotation, biological process: protein phosphorylation; positive regulation of ERK1 and ERK2 cascade; positive regulation of fibroblast growth factor receptor signaling pathway. Gene Ontology annotation, cellular component: cytoplasm. The record is from RefSeq and is a predicted model, not a curated record.
AUGGCUGUAGGAAUGAAGCAACCAGUAACGGUUUGUUUACAAGUCAGUGAUGAGCAACAAGUGAAUCCGUUUAAUACACUUCAUUUUUUUAAUUAACGUUCUAGCUCAAGCCAUGACUCGUAGUCUUCAUUGCGAGAGCUCUGAUCUGGCCGAGUAUAAACGACAAUUAAAAAGAAUACUCACCAAUACUAGAAAUAAUCUCCAAGAGAUUGGCAGAAGUGGAUAUUUCUCAAAAGAACAAUUGACAGAUAUUCAGCUGAAUGAUCAGAUUGACCAAAGAAUCAGUGCGAGCACUGAAAUCAAUCACAUUGUUGAAGCUGCUAAUUUACUCAAUGAGGCUCACAACCGAUGUUUACGAAUGUUUAUUUUGACUGCUUUUGACAUGACACGGGACAUGAUGAUUACCCCUAAAAGGAUUGCUUACGCCAAACAAAAGGAGCAACAAUUAUUUGAUUCUUUAAUGUCUAUCGCCAAUAAAAAGCAAGAGGAGAUAAAAAAUCUCAUCUCAUUAACCAUCCAUUCAAUGAGAGACGAAUUAAUUGCUGAAGCUGCCAAGUAUCGAUGUAAAUUUAACGGUUUUAGUGAAAUGGAUCGUGUGGUUGUUUCAUCAGGAGUCAAAUCAAAUAAAUUGUCAUCAUCUCCCUUAUCUUCUUCAUCAUCUCUAGUAUCACCUUCAACCUCGCCAUCAAAUUCACAGCGACAUUUCCAAAACUCAGUGUCAACACCUCAAAUGCAAGAUCAACUUCUCAAUUCAUCCGGGGAAGAGAUUGAUAAAUACUCAUCAACUGGUCCAUGUUCACAUAACCAAUCACUUAACUCUCCAUACAUGUCAAGCCAGGAGCCAGGUGAUAAUGAAGCAGUAUUGGUAGGAUCAUUGGAGGAAAUAAGUUCUACUCUCAUACUUUCCACCUCAUCAAGUGAUCUUAAUAUCCGUUUAUCUCCCCGAGAAGUUCAACUGGCCAUGGUUCAAGUACAAGAUUUUGUUUUAAGCAAAUUGAAUGCUGCUAUUGCAGAUAACUUAAUUGGAUCAGUUGAUUACCUUCGAAAUAGUUAUAUUGGGACACUCGAAAGAUGUCUGGAAAGCUUGGAAAAUUGGCCAGCUCACUGUAAUUUGCUCAACAUUCCUCAUCUUCCUUCUACUUCUCAACUACCAUUGACAUCAUCAUCAUCUCAAGUACAGGGCUAUUCACAAUCCUCAACAUCACUUUUUCCCUCGUCUAUUGCAAAAAAUGAAUGCAUCCAAGCUUCCAAUGCAUUGAAACAAAUAUUGAAUGCUGCUUAUCAAGUAGAGAUAAACAUGCGAACAACAUCUAGUCUAUUACGUGCUUUCUGGGAAAAAAUGAAACAAUUAGUAUCUGUAUCACUUUCUUGGAGAAAUUUGGCGGAAAUUAAUGAAGAAUGGAAGCGUAAAGUUGCCGCAGAUGUUUUAGACUCGCUGUCGGAAUCUCGACUGGCUAAAUCAAUUUGUGCCCAAUUCAAGGAAAGAUUGAGAAUGUCUCAUACGCAGUUUGCCACGGCAAUGAAGCAACUCGAAAACCUUCACUAUGGUCGCUUAGAAAGAACAGAAGAGCAACGUGUUCGUGUUCGUAAAUACUACGCUCCAAGGAUUGCCCGAUGUGCUUUAGAAUCAACCAGUUUAAGAGAUGUCAUUUUACAUGGCAUGCCUGAAUUGGGUCGUGAAAUUGGUAGAGGUCAGUACGGUGUUGUCUAUUCAUGUGACUCUUGGGCUGGUCAUUCGCCUGUUGCUGUUAAAUCAGUUGUACCUCCAGAUGAGAAACAUUGGAAUGACCUAGCCAUGGAAUUUUAUUAUACACGAUCAAUUCCCGAACAUAAUCGCAUUGUUCAAAUCCGUGGCUCUGCCAUUGACCAUUCCUACGGAGGUGGAUCCAGUCCAGCUGUGCUUCUCAUCAUGGAUAGACUCUCAAGAGAUUUAUACUCUGCCAUAAAAAACGGUUUAGACUGGUUAAGUAGACUUCAGGUUGCCAUUGACGUUGUCCAAGGGAUUCGUUUUCUUCACAGCCAAGGUUUAGUCCAUCGUGACAUUAAAUUGAAAAAUGUUCUCCUCGAUAAACGUAAUAGAGCCAAAAUCACUGACCUUGGAUUUUGCAAGCCAGAGGCAAUGAUGUCUGGUUCAAUUGUAGGAACACCUAUUCACAUGGCACCUGAAUUAUUUACUGGUAAAUACGACAAUUCGGUUGAUGUUUAUGCUUUUGGUAUUUUAUUUUGGUACAUUUGUGCUGGACACGUACGGCUACCAUACAUUUUUGAGCAGUGUCAAAAUAAAGAUCAACUGUGGAGCUGUGUAAGAAAAGGUGUACGACCUGAGCGUUUGCCAGAAUUUGACUCGGAAUGCUGGGCAAUCAUGGAAGCUUGUUGGGCUAAAGAGCCAAGCGUUAGACCUCAUUUAGGUGAUAUUGAGCCAAAACUUGUUUCUAUUUUGAGUAAUUAUAAAGAAAGCAAACCACCGGCUGGAUAUACCAAAAAUUUUAUGAGAUCGCGUCAAACCUGAAGCUGGUCAAUGAGUUGGCUCAUCAGUCAAAAGUGGUCAGUCAACUUUUUUUUAGAGGCAAUACUUUAUCGACUCAAUAGUGAUCAGACCAUUUUGUAAAAUAUAUAUUUUUCCCCCCUUUCAACUGUAAAGAGAUUAUUCUGUUAAACAAAGUUAUAUUUUUUUAAAGGCAAAUUGUAUUGUAAAUUUUCUGAAUAUUUCGCGUUUAUUGAAAAUUGCAAAAAUAUCUGGCCUGGUUAUUCCAAUCAGUAAUUAGUAGUUUCUUUAAAUCAACCAAAGACUAAUAUUAAUUCCUCUUUUGAGAGCAUUACUUGAAAAAUUAUUGUCCAAUAACAAUUUUUAUAUGAAAAAAGCUUUAAACCAUUAAGCUAUGAGAAAUUGAAAUAAAUAGAUUUUUGCCCAUUUUAA